CCCGGGCGCCGCGGGCCCAGGCGGCCCGGAUGGCGGUCGCGGCGGCAGGGGCAGGGGCUGGGGCCGGCGCGGGCGGCAGGCGCGGCCGCCACUGACGGCUAGUCGGGCGCCCGGAGCAGGGGCCGCGGGGGGCAUCCGGAUCCCGCAGACCCUGGGCGGAGGGCUGCCGUCGCGGCCCAGCUGCACGCAGAAGUAAACAUCUGUCAGUGGCGCGUUCCAGCCGCCUUCCCUGCGCGCCGCCGCCGCUGCCGCCGGGGACACGGUGUCCUCCGACAGACGGAGGCCGUGUGGCUGACCAUCCCGUGCACGCAGGCUGAGGAUGCAGCGCUGGAAGGCGGCGGCCUUGGCCUCGGUGCUCUGCAGCUCCGUGCUCUCCAUCUGGAUGUGUCGGGAAGGCCUGCUCCUCAGCCACCGCCUCGGACCCGCGCUUGCCCCGCUGCGCCGGCUGCCUCGCACCCUGGACGCCCGAAUUGCCCGCCUGGCCCAGUACCGUGCACUGCUGCAAGGCGCCCCGGACGCGGUGGAGCUUCGCGAACUGACACCCUGGGCCGGGAGGUCCCCGGGUCCGCGCCGUCGGGCGGGGCCCCGGCGGCGGCGCGCGCGUGCGCGGUCGGGGACCCGGCCGUGCGGGCUGCGGGAGCUCGAGGUGCGCGUGAGCGAGCUGGGCCUGGGCUACGCGUCGGACGAGACGGUGCUGUUCCGCUACUGCGCAGGCGCGUGCGAGGCGGCCGCGCGCGUCUACGACCUGGGGCUGCGGCGCCUGCGCCAGCGGCGGCGAGUGCGGCGAGAGCGGGUGCGGGCGCAGCCCUGCUGCCGCCCGACGGCCUACGAGGACGAGGUGUCCUUCCUGGACACGCACAGUCGCUACCACACGGUCCACGAGCUGUCGGCGCGCGAGUGCGCCUGCGUGUGACCCUACCUCACCGGGCCCGGCGAGACGGCGGCCACACCCCCCCGCCCCGACGGCACCCACCGUCCCGCCUGGCAAGCCCCGCGACAGACUGCCCAUGCGCAGAAAAUGCCGUCGAGGGCUCAGGACUCUCGCGAUAACUGUACCAAGAUAAAGUGUGGAAAAUCGA
Molecule: messenger RNA, 1079 nt
Organism: Balaenoptera musculus (blue whale)
Lineage: Eukaryota; Metazoa; Chordata; Mammalia; Artiodactyla; Balaenopteridae
Gene: NRTN
Product: neurturin
Exons: 4
Coding region: 320-913 (197 amino acids)
Molecular function (GO): glial cell-derived neurotrophic factor receptor binding; receptor tyrosine kinase binding; growth factor activity
Source: RefSeq, a predicted model, not a curated record